Molecule: messenger RNA, 3101 nt
Organism: Silurus meridionalis
Lineage: Eukaryota; Metazoa; Chordata; Actinopteri; Siluriformes; Siluridae
Gene: rspo2
Product: R-spondin 2
Exons: 5
Coding region: 1193-1930 (245 amino acids)
Source: RefSeq, a predicted model, not a curated record
UCUCCACGUGACAGCAGAGCUGAGCUUAUAUAGUAAAAGCGGCCCAAGCAUCAGCACCACUGAGCUUCAACUCCUCAUCAGCAGAGCGCUACGGAGCCUGGAAGUGCUGAGCAGGCGGAGAAAGCAAGCAAGCAAGCAAGCAAGCCGCACAUCGACCUCACACACCGCUUCACCAUCACCACCACUAACGAGCUUCAGGUGUUCGACAUAACUCUGUGUGUGUGUGUGUGUGUGUGUGUGUGUGUGUGUGUGUGUUUUCUUUCUUUCCUUUUUUUUUUUUACGGAGGACAAAACCCGAGACGCUUCAUUCUCCCCCCUUCAACCCGCGGAGCAGCACGUGAAGCGCGAGUGUGAGUGUGUGUGAGUGUGUGUGCCGCUUCUGAGCGCGUACUGUAUGAUGAGCUGUGAAUAACGGAUCCACGGCGAGCUUUGGAGUGACAAACUUUCUCCCGGCGACAGGGAUGCUCAGAGCCCUAACUCCACUUUGGCCUUCUGAAGGAACUUGAUAUUAGUUUUUUUUUAUAGCUGAUCGGACUUUUUUCUCGUUUUCAGUCGCAGGUAUCCUUGUGUCAUCUCGUGCGUGAGAGAGUGUGUGUGUGCGUGUGCGUGCGUGUGCGUGUGGGUCGCUCAGGCGGUAUUGAGGGUAUCAAUCCUGCUUCUGCUGAACAUGUCUGUUGGCGAUCUGGGUUGCGUUACAACAGAACUCCAACAGCAGAUAACGUUGAUGUAUUAUCAACAGCUGCACUGUGUGCGCUGAAUGAUUGCUUUCCUUCCUCACCCCCCCUGAUGAACUGCUACUCUUCAUCCUCCUCUAUAGGUUUUUUCUAUACAUCCGAUCAGCGUCUUGCACUGGUUCCUAUAAUCCCAUUAUAAGUCUUAGGGUACAAGAGGAUUCAUUUCUUCCAGCCUGUGAUGAAGUCGUGCGCUUUUCUUUUUUGAAACCCGCUUUAGAAGGAGAGAUGACAAUAGUCCCUGAUGAUAAACUCUGUCCCGUCUGAUCAGAGACACUCCGAAGUAUGGACUUCUAAACUUCCCGGUCCAUUUCUAGGAACAAUCUGUAAGGCAUACGUCUAAAAUCUUUCACACGGACCUUGAGGACGGUGGAGAAACAAACGACCCAACAAACCAACCCAACACUUUAGACACGUUUGGCACUUCUGACUGAGUUGGAGAGAAACGCACAGCCGCCCAGAUGCAGUUUCGACUCUUCUCCUUUGCUUUGAUCGUGUUGAACUGCAUGGACUACAGCCACAGUCAGACACAGGCGCAUCGCUGGAGAAGGAACAAAAGAGCUAGCUCUGUUAACCCAACCUGCAAAGGCUGCUCAGUGUGUUCAAAGGACAAUGGGUGUAUGACGUGCCAGCCCAAGCUCUUCCUUUUCCUGAGGAGGGAGAGGAUUAGACAGUACGGCGAGUGUCUCCACGUCUGUCCCUCUGGCUACUACGGCACCCGUGGGCCGGAGAUCAACAUGUGCUCAAGAUGUAGGAUCGACAACUGUGAGACCUGCUUCAGCAAAGAGCAUUGUACAAAGUGCAAGCCUGGUUUUUACUUGCACAAAACUCGCUGCUACGAGAAGUGUCCAGAGGGCUUUGCUCCAUUGGAUGACAGCAUGGAGUGUGGAGAGGGCUGUGAGGUGGGACAGUGGAGUGAGUGGGGCAUGUGCACCAGAAGGAAUAAAACAUGUGGCUUCAAGUGGGGAUUGGAGACCCGUACACGGCAUAUUGUUAAGAAACCGCCAAGGGACACAAUACCAUGCCCAACGAUUGCUGAGUCCAGGAGGUGCAAAAUGCCUAUGCGACACUGCAGGAAAGGGGGAUCGGGGAAGCACAAGCCCAAAGAUCAGAAGAAGAAGUCGAACAAGCAGAGGCUGCGUUUCCGGGCUCAGAACCACCACAGUGACCACCUGGCUUCAUUGAGGGCCAGCCAGUAAAGACUGAGAUUUCCACAUGGAACGAAGAUCAGAAAGCUGCUACCCGCUGCUCUAAACACAAUCAUAUUCAUUUACACAUACACACACACACAUACACACAUACACACACAAACACAAAUGCAGUUCCUCAUAGUCUCUUAAGCUGUACACACACAUUCACACAUGCGCUGUGUAUUUGUACCUCCUGCUGCUUCCGUCGUGCCCCAACGCGUGACCCUUCUCAACAUCAUCAAGCCGUACAGCAGCUGUUGCUACCCAGUCUGAGCUGGAAGAUGAGGAAAACAGAGCUGAACAAGGACUGAAGGAGUCAUGAACUUAAAGGUUGGAGGAUGAGCAAUGAGCAAACGAGGGAUAGAGAGUGGGAUUGAGCAGGAGAGAGAGAAAGAAAGAGAGAGAGAAAGAGCAGGAAUGGAUAGAAAGAGGGUGGAUGCCUUGAGAAGAAAGAGACUUGUCUAUAUUUAUGUAAAAUUAUGUGCGCACUAACAGAGGCAGAGUGCGCCAUGUCAUGCCUUUUCCGUUGGCUUUGUACAUUUUUGAGAGUAAUCCAGUAUAAUGUGUAGUUGCAAAAGUAUUUUAUUCUCAGCACAAGAUGUUUACGUCCAGACUGCUUUAUGCUCUAACUGUAUAUUGUGGAUAAUAAAUAAAUUUAGUUAUUCACCUAGCAUGGCCACAAGCUCAUGUGUACAUAGUUGGUGAGUUUAUCUAAUGAUAUUAUCAAAAUAAAACAUUACUGUAUUUUCAGUAUUGAAAACUUCUUCACCAUUAAAUGUGUUAGAAAAAAGGUUAUAAUACCAGCUACAGAUUUAAAUUUAAAAAAGAACAAUAGGUAAAUAAAGCAUAGCCUUCACAUAGCUAUUACAUUUAUAAGGUAUAUAUUUGAUUUAUUUAUUGAUUUUUAUUUUGUACUUUUUUUUGUGUGUGUGUUUGGUGACAUUUUUUGUCUCUGUAUAUGUUAUUACUCUGUUCUGAAAUUUUCUUUUGAACACUUAUAAACAACACGGAUAUCUCCAAAAAUUGAACCAGUUUCUGUCAGAUGUGUGUAAUAACUGUUCUUCAGAAGAACUUUCCAUGCUUUAAGCUUUAAACUGACCCAUAAUAAAGCAGCUAAAUAUUAUAGGCAAUGGAAUGACCAUGUAUAUAUGAUGUUCUAUUAAAAAUGCAGUUCAUGCCA